Molecule: messenger RNA, 1695 nt
Organism: Alternaria rosae
Lineage: Eukaryota; Fungi; Ascomycota; Dothideomycetes; Pleosporales; Pleosporaceae
Exons: 2
Coding region: 111-1343 (410 amino acids)
Source: RefSeq, a predicted model, not a curated record
CCAAAGGCCCGCUUGGCUGAUGAUCUCAUCGGCCCGCACGCGUCGGUUCCGCUAUCCGCUGGCAUUCACGACGCCAACGCUUAACCCCAGACUCCUCCGCUAACACGGACAUGGACAAAUUCAAGAGCGUCGCCAAAGGAGGGUGGCAUCCUGAGAAGAGUCGCACGAAUAGUGGGAGCGGCGGAGGUGGAGCGAGCGACUCAAAACUCACACAGGUAAAAGGAUGGGUUGGAAAGGCACAGGGUAAAGAUCCCCAUGCAGAAGCCGCCCGCGAUCAUCAGUCAGCACCACUAUCAUCCCUGAAAGACCCCUCGCAGUUUGCUCCGCCGCCCAAGAGACUCGACUACAGCGGCGGUUCGGCAGCAUCUGCACCAUCCGGACCGUCAUCUGCGCCUGCUGGGUCGGCAAAGCAAAGACUGCAGGAGCGAGAAGAGGCUCGGAGGAGGGAGGAGGAAGAAGAAGCAAACAGACCAGCCCCAGGGCCAUACAGACCCGACACCACGGGGUUGAGCACAGCGCAUCUGCCCAAACCUCCUGCUUUCAGACCUGGCGCUGCGGCACCACCGAGUACAGGUGCUGCCAAACCAAAGCCCAGCCUGCCCCCACGACCUCCACUACCACCGCGCCAGAACUCGAACCCCGAUGAAUUCGCACCGGCUCCUCCACCUACCUACAAUGAGGCGACACAAGAAGCGAGACCUGAGCAGGGGGUGCUGAACCAAGGUGCUUUGGGUCGCCUGGGUCAGGCAGGUGUAUCGGUAUCAGGCUUUGGUAUCGGUCGGACAGCUUCUCCUCCAGUACCGCCUCGUGCAAAUCCAUCACCGCCCGUUCCUCCUCGACAGAACUCAGGCUCGAGGAAUGUGUUACCGCCUCCUGCCCCGCCCAGUCGCGGCUCACAGAUGAACGAACUGCAGAGUAGGUUCGCGAGUAUGUCUGGGCCGAAAUCACCAGCAUCACCCCCGGCCACUGGCACGUCGUGGGCAGACAAGCAGGCAGCACUGCGGACAGCUAGCAGUCUACGCGAUGAUCCGUCAAAGGUAUCAGCUUCCGACUUGAAAGGAGCGGCAUCGACUGCGAACAACUUCCAGCAACGGCAUGGAGAUCAGGUCGCGUCUGGGUGGAAGUCGGCCAACUCUAUAAACCAAAAGUAUGGUAUUGCUGGCAAGAUGAACAACUUCGCAUCGUCAAGUGCCUCCCCAGGCCCAGCACAGUCGGCGUCGCAAAGUAGUGCGGGAGGCCUUGGAAAAAAGGCACCACCUCCGCCGCCACCCAAGAAGAAGGAACUGAGCGACGGCUCGGGUGAACCACCGCCGAUUCCUCUAAGUAGCAAGCCGAAGUUUUGAGCGUAUCUAUCGUAGUCUACCCAUAAUGCAGAGAUACCAGCUUGAAUAUUACUAGUGCAUCUCCCACUAUAAUGUUAAACCUGUUCCCCAGAUGUGGCUGCGGCUGCCCACGUCACCCUGCCUCUUCCCAGUUACGGCGUCGGUGGCUUUUGCUCCCAGAUUUGCGCUUAGCCGGACCCUCAACAGGUUCACAGCAUCCUUGCAGAAAUUUUGCAGCAUGCAGUUCUACCAUGACACAACGCAAGAUGACGACCGCCUUUUCGUCGACAAGACGGGAUGUAUAUUUGUGUUACCCCAUGGCGUUAGACUUGCGAGCAGAUGUAAAUUCUAGAUAAACUUCAAGAGGGUCUUG